Molecule: messenger RNA, 1095 nt
Organism: Adineta steineri
Lineage: Eukaryota; Metazoa; Rotifera; Eurotatoria; Adinetida; Adinetidae
Source: the annotation of a GenBank genome assembly
AUGUCGAUAGAUUAUGAAUAUUUAAAUGAAUCGUCAAUUGAUGAUAAUCUUAAAUGUGCUAUUUGUAAUGAUCCAUUUGAAAAACCAUAUGUAACAUCUUGUGAUCAUACAUUUUGUUAUACAUGUAUUUUACAACAAAUUCAAAUAAAUAAAUCUUGUCCUUUAUGUCGUUCUUCUAUUGAAAAUAUUAAUAAUAUAAUGCCUGUUAAAACACGUCUUAUACUAAAUAUGCUGGAUAGUCUUUUAGUUAAAUGUAAAUUCUGUGAAAAAAAACGAAUUGAACGUGGAUCUUUUGAAGAUCAUUUAAAAAUAUGUCGAAAACAAAUGAAUUGUUUAUGUACAGCAGCUGAUAUUCGAUGUCCAUGGAAUGGUCGUCGUGAUCAACUUUCUUUUCAUGUUCAACAAUGUCCUUAUGAACAAAUUCGUCCAGUACUCAGUGAGAUUCUAACAAGAAAUCGUUAUUUAGAACAACAAAUUUCAUCUCCGAAAGUAAAUCAUAAUGAAAAUCAACAAUUAAAAGUAGAAAUAAAUCAACUUUAUCAAAGAUGUCAACAAUUAGAAAAUGAACUUCAUCAAUAUAAAAUUAAAUCAGUAUCAAUUCAAAAUAAUUCUACAACAUCAUCAAACAAUCGACCAAUAACAUUCGAAUCAUUACUCACGGAAAAUAAAUUUGGUUCAAUACAAGAUGGUUAUGCUGGUUUAAAUUGGAUUAAUGUUCGAUAUACAAACGAAGAAAAUGCUCGAUUAAUAAAUUCACAAAAAAAUUAUGAUAGACUGUCUGUUUUCUCACGUGGUUACACAUCUAUCAUUCAUAAUGAUGGGAAAAAUCCAAUGGUAAUAUCAUCUUCAAUCAAGCAAACAUUUAUACUUUAUGCAUGUGAAAUAAUGUCUAUUAAUUCUUCUGAUGAUAUUUGUCAAUUAAAUAUUAUUGGUCGCAGAGAAAAAAAAGUGAUUUAUUCGAAAAUAGUUUCACUUAAAUAUAAUAUAUCGAAAGUGAUUGAAUUUCCAUCAUGGAUUAAUCUUAAUGAAAUUGAAUUUUCUAUUUCGAAAAAACUAUAUUUUAUAUUAACAUGGAUUCAAUUAAAAUACGAAUAA